AUGUCAACACAAAAAGAUCAGAAAAUCCUGAUCAUCGGUACCGGGACAUUCGGUGCCUCAACAGCAUACCACCUGGCAAAGCGAGGCUACACGAAUAUAACCUGCAUCGACAAAUGGCCAUAUCCUAGUCUCGAUUCUGCUGGCUAUGACCUCAACAAGAUCAUCAGAACAGAAUAUGAUGAACCUCUUUAUGCAGAAAUGGCCUUGGAAGCAAUCCAAGCAUGGCGAGACCCUCUUUAUAAGGAUAUCUUCCACGAGACCGGAUGGAUUCUGACCACGCUCGGCGACCCCAAAGCAGUAGCUCAUCUGGAAAAAUCAUACAAGAAUCUCAAGGACAAAGGUCAGGCCCACAAUAUCGAUUUUGUCAAAGGAAAAGAUGAGAUUGCAAAGUAUGUGCCACAAUUGAAGAAUGCACGCGACAUCGACAAUUGGAGAGGUCUUUGGAAUAAACAGGCUGGAUGGGCGCAUGCAGCAAAUGCUAUCAAGAAGAUUGCCGAUGAGGGAGGCAAGAUGGGAGUCCGCUUCAUCUCUGGCGCAGCAGGAGAGAUGGUGUCUCUUGAGACUUCCGGCAACAAAGUCACAGGAGUUAAGGUCAAGUCUGGCGAGAUUCACACCGCAGACAGAUAUAUCUUGUCUACUGGUGCCGCCUCUCCCGCUCUCCUCCCAGAACUUUCUACCGAACUAUGGAGCAAAUGCUGGACCUACGGACUGCUGGAAUUGACCGAAGAAGAAGCCGCGCAGUUCAAGGAUAUGCCCGUAGUCCUCAACCACGAAUUGGGAUUCUUCUUCGAGCCCAGCACCGAAGGCCGCUUGAUCAAAAUCUGCAACGAGUUUCCUGGCUACCAAUGGCAAAAAGGAGAAUACACGGAUCCUGCCACAGGAAAGACAAAGAAGUACAGCAUUCCACGCUAUGCAUCUGAGUAUCCUAAAGAUGGCAUCCCGGAAGAAGCAAUGAAUGCCAUAAAACACUUCAUCAGCACUGUCAUCCCACAAUUUGAGGGCAGGGAGAUCAAGGGAGCCAAAGUAUGCUGGUGCACAGAUUCGCCAGAUGCGCACUAUUUGAUUGACACGCACCCCAAAUAUCCUGGUGGUGAGCUAUUACUAGCGACCGGAGAUAGUGGGCAUGCAUUCAAGAUGAUGCCCAUCAUCGGAAAGUACAUCGCAAAUGCACUAGAGGGUGACUUCAAAAAAGAGUGGAAGUAUGGAAAUCGUCAACAUCUGGAUAGUGGAAGACCCGGCGACGAGGUCAAAGAUCUUGAGGAUGUUGGUAUUGGCGGACCUCAGGCUAGGCUGUAG
Molecule: messenger RNA, 1296 nt
Organism: Aureobasidium melanogenum CBS 110374
Lineage: Eukaryota; Fungi; Ascomycota; Dothideomycetes; Dothideales; Saccotheciaceae
Product: putative sarcosine oxidase
Exons: 2
Coding region: 1-1296 (431 amino acids)
Molecular function (GO): flavin adenine dinucleotide binding; saccharopine oxidase activity; sarcosine oxidase activity
Source: RefSeq, a predicted model, not a curated record